AUGACCAUGACCGCAGACGCAGCGCAACCAGGAGCAUCUGAGGCAGUCUUGCCCCUCAGAGGCCACGGUCCACCAAAGCCAGAGAACGCGUUGCCGUACCGUGACAAAGCGAUCGACAGCAACGGACUGCGUCUGCUGACCAUCGAGCCGGCCGCAAACGACGACGAUCCUGUCGUCUGUACGCUGGUCGAGACGCGGUUCGGCAACAAGCCCAAGUUCCACGCCCUGUCGUACACGUGGGGCCACAAGACGGCCGACGAUCCGACCAUCACGCUCAACGGGUUUCCGUUUGUCGUGCGACACAACCUCUUUGACGCGCUCACCUUCUUUCGGCGCCAAAACCAGGCGGCGGAUGCAGGCCAGCAGUUCUGGAUCGAUGCAAUCUGCAUCAACCAGAGCGACGUCGAGGAGCGCAACCGGCAGGUGCGGAUCAUGGACCAGAUCUACUUCCGGGCGACUGAGGUCGUCGUCUGGCUGGGCGAAGCGUACGAGCGCUUUGAGGCGCCCGUGCGACCGGAAUCGGGCGUGGAGGGCAACAGCUGGGAUGGUAUCACCACCGCCAACACCAACAACACCAGCAACGACGGCGUCGGCACCGCCGUGCGCAGUGGACGAAACGCAUACGGGCGCCAGUGGGAGCUCUGCGGGCAGCUGCAGGUGGACCCGUACUGGGAGCGCGUCUGGAUCUUGCAGGAGAUUACCAAGGCGUGGACGCUGCACGUCCACUUUGGCCGGCGGUCGUCGUAUACGUGGGACGAGUUUCUCGUGUUUUUGCGCAGCAACACCCGGCGGGAGGACGCCCGCGCCGGGCAGCAGGCCGGCCCCCUGUGGCUGCACGAGAGCCUGCGCGCCAAGGACCAACGGGGCGCGCACACGCUGAUUGAGCUGCUGCAGGACCACCGGGCGGCCAAGUGCGCCGACCUGCACGACAAGGUGUACGGGCUGCUGGGCAUGGCGACGAACGGCGGCGGGUUCCCCAUCGACUACAACAAGUCGCUGUUCGACCUGUGGGUGGACACCAUGGUCUUUUUGAACGGAAAGCGGCUCUUGACGGCGGAGCACAACGUGGUCUUUGUCGGGCAGCUGGUCCGGGAGAUCCUGCAGGUCGCGGACAGCGAUCUUCGCCUGCCGGCCCUGGGCGCCGGUGGCGAUGCGGCCCAUGCCACCUACGUCGAGCAGAUUGACGCGCGCGACCGCGUCGACAUGGCGACGGAGAAGCGCCACGUUCUGGACCGGCUGACACGCCCGGCCCCCACGCAUCCCCAGGCCUACCACCACCACGCGACCGUGCUGGGCCAGAUCCUGCUGGUGGGCCCCUCGACCGAAAGCAUCGUGGCCGAGCCGGGCACGCUGUCGAUGUGGACCGGGUUCAUUGACGACCUGUACGACGCAGGCCAGGUCAAGGACGCGCACAUGGAGAGCAACAAUCUCAUCCGCGUGCUUCUCGGUGCAGACGAGGCCCAGAUGGCGGCCGCGUGCGUGUCCGUGCCGUCGACCGUCUUGUUUGCCCCCGAGACGUUUCCGGUGGAAGCCCGUGAGUUCAAGGCAGCAGACGUGCCCGGGGCAGCCGCGCUGGCGGAGACCGAUGGCACAGAGGAGUCGUCGUCGUCGUCGCCAUCGUCGUUGUCUGCGGCCCCCAAGCUAUACUAUCUCGAGGCCAUCACGGGCGCGACACGCCACAAAAUGGGCGUGGCGGCCGGGCUGGUGAAGGCGGGCGACAUCGUCUGCGAGGUCGGGCCGCUGAGGCUGCUUGUUCGGCUGUUUCGCGAGGGCCCGUUGGCCGGCCGGGCGUGCGUUGUUGGCACGGCGCUCACGACGGAGGACGUUUGCCGCCACAACGCGCACGCGUACUCUGCACAAAACAUGCGCAUCAUCGAUCGGUAUGCCGACAUUUACCUUGGCAAGGAGGCGCUGUACGUCAUUUCUGGAUUGGCGAGUCGCCAUCCGGGGUCUGGUUCCUGA
This is a messenger RNA of Sporothrix brasiliensis 5110, 1962 nucleotides long. RefSeq lists its product as uncharacterized. The transcript has a single exon. The coding region runs from base 1 to 1962 and encodes 653 amino acids. The record is from RefSeq and is a predicted model, not a curated record. Lineage: Eukaryota; Fungi; Ascomycota; Sordariomycetes; Ophiostomatales; Ophiostomataceae.